Molecule: messenger RNA, 2986 nt
Organism: Drosophila willistoni
Lineage: Eukaryota; Metazoa; Arthropoda; Insecta; Diptera; Drosophilidae
Product: fibronectin type III domain-containing protein 5
Exons: 9
Coding region: 704-2263 (519 amino acids)
Molecular function (GO): protein binding
Source: RefSeq, a predicted model, not a curated record
ACGAAAAAAAGGAACUAAAAUGUAAUUCCCCUUUCUAAUAACUUUCACUUUUGAUGAUUCUAAAGACAACCAACCAACCAAAAAGCAACAGCCCAAAACUCAUAAAAACACCGACCCACGAAAAAAUGUGCUGUAAAAAUAUAUACACGCAUAAUUCAACUCAUAAAUAAAGACAAACAAAGAAACGGAUACAAAAAACUAAUAAAAAAAAUAAAAUAAUUGUAGUUAAAUGCAAAAAGAAAAUGCCUUUUUGGCCAUCUCACCUCGCCUGAACUGAACGGAAAAGCGUUUGCUUUAUGUUCUUUGUUUAUUUAUUUAUUUAGUUUUUUUUUUUUGUGUUCUUUAGUCUCUUUCUUACGGUUGCCCGGCAAAGUCAAUUAAGUCACCGGAGAAUUGGUUUGAAUUUCAUUUUCAUUUUGUUAGUAACCAAAGAAACGAACGUGGGACAAAAGCAAGACUGAUUUUUAUGUUUAGUUAGUACUAUUAAAUAAAAAAAAACACCAAACAGAAACAACAAGUAACAAAAAAGAAGAAAAAAAGAUUCAACUACGAACAAUAGACAAGAAGUAGCAACAGCAGCAGAAGCAACCAGAGGCAACCAUAACAACGAACCGCCCAAGCGGAAACCUUAGCAAAAUCCGUCGAGAACGACAACAGCAGCAACACGGCCAACAAAAGCAGCUAACACAGACCAGAGUGAGCCAUGUUUGUAGUCAUUGCCAUGCUGUUUGUCAAUGCCUGCCUGGCGGGCACCAUUCCAGCCACUCCGGAGAACAUAACGGUCACCUUUCUGACGCCAACUGCCGUGCGGGUGUCAUGGCAGACACAAAUCGAUCUGAAGGCGCAUCCCAUUGAGAAGUAUAUUGUGACAUAUAAGCCAACAGAUGACAGUUACAGGGUUGUACAGGACGUUGCCGGAAACAGUGAGGCCAUUGUCCUAGAUCGCCUUCUGCCCAGUACACAAUAUUCCCUAGUGGUGACAGCCAUUUGGUUGGGCAAAAAAUAUCGCAGUCGUGGACAGAUCAAAUUUCGUACAUUGGAUCUGCCCAAGAAUACAUCACAGCAGGAUUUCCCGCCUGGAGUCUAUGGGAAUGGUAGAAAUGCCACUGGCAAUAAUAGCAUAUUUGGUGAUGAUGUCACCUCAACGGCUACAAAUACACUAUCCCAUGGCACUACAAGGGAAUUGCCCACGAUACGCGGCGUAGAGAUCGGCAUAGUUCUGAUAGUUCUUAUGGUCUGGGCCGGGGCCAUAGCUUUGUUCUUUAAUCGUUGGGGCAAAAUACGUAUGCUUCUGCCAUAUCAACCGGACUACAAGCACGAACAGCUCAAAGUACCCGGCACAGGGGUAUGCAGUGCCGGCGGUUGCAAUGGCCAACACUCACAUCAGAACCUACACCCCGAUUUCUUUGUCAAGUUCGACAGCAGUGAAUGUGCUCACCCACCGUUGCACUGCAAUAACCGCCACAUCCACAUGCUGGCCGAAGAGCAUUCCACAUCGAUAUCAGAACGCUGCACACGUAGUCGCAUCAACUCGGCCAUAUUUGUGUCCUCGGAGGGUAGAGGAUUCGAUUCCAUUGAGUUCCUGCGACGACAUGGCUCGCAGAGUGUCUUGUGCCGGAAGGCCAAGAGUGCGGAGAAUAUCACAGAUAAUGGAAGAAAGAAGAGCCUCCGCCAGUGGCGAACAGAUCCCGAGGACUCUGUCAAGCAGCAGCAUCUCUCUCAGGACAGCAAUGAUAUUGAAUUAAAGGAAUGUGGCGAACUACUUCGUUUGCCUGUCGUUCAGGCUAUCGAUUCAAAGCAAUCCCCCACAGCUGUCACCAGUCUAUUGGCUCGUUCGGCUGCCAUAACCACAGCCAAUGUUAUAGUGGGUAGCAUUUCUCUAGAGGCACCGCCACCCUAUAUGCAAGAUGAUGAUGCCGAUACGCCUGCCACAGCCGCCCUGCUGGCCUCAGCCAUUGUCCAUGAUUCACAGGAUUCAGCGGAAACGGUUGAGGAAUUGGUCCAUGUGCCAUUGCUGGCCAGUGCGACGGCAACAGCCACAGUCUCGGCUGCCUCAUCCACGCCCAGCAUAGCCAUUGAGGCGAAGCCCCGUGUCCUAGUGCAUCAGCGCUCAUCGACGGCCUCCUCGUCGCCGCACAGUAGUCCCAAAAAUCUUGGCUUGGGACUGAAAAUAGUCAAACCCAAAAUAAGCGGAGUCCCAAUGGUCUCUGUAUCCGGUCCAUCGCCGCCCAUCGAGAAACCGCCUCUGGCUGAAUGUUUGUAACAAAUGGCAGCCGAAACAUUUAUCUAAAAAGGCAACUGGACACCGGACGGAUACCUCACCCCCCCUCCCCCUUCCCAACUCCCCCAGUAAUCCCACAAAGCAUUAUCCUACAGCAAAACAAAAAAGAAAGGUGGAUUAAAGUAUGCCAGCUGCUCAAAUAAGUGUUUCGGUGAAGCAGAAGACCCAUUGAGUAUGAGAAAUACCCAAAAAAACUAAGAAUAGGAAUAGAAAUAGGAGUAGGAGUAGUAGUAGGAAUAGGAGUAGGUAUAUAGGAUAUGUAGCUGUAGGUGUUUAGGACAUGCAAGAAAGCUUUGUAUAUUCAACAACGACUGAAGUAUACACAUAAAUACAAAAAACAAAAAAAAGAAACAAACAAACAAAACAAACGAAACAAACAAACAUAUAAAACGAUAAAUAUGUAACCUAUAGAUGUAACUGAUAAAUCAGCUUUAACAACAAACAAGUAAACUAUCAGGCUUUAAUAUUAUCAUAUGGAAAACAAAACUUGACAUGGACGAAAGCGAUUGAUAAUAAAAAAAAAGAAAAAAACGAAAAGAAACAUAACGAAAAUUGAAUGAAUUUCUGGUUUAACCUACUAAUUAGUCUAUAGGAUCACCGUUAGCUCUUUUUUGAUUGUUCUCCUAUACAUAUAGCCAAAAACCAAAAACCCCAAGAAAACUCUUUUUAGGCACUCAAAACUGUUAUACACCUUCUAUAUAUAUA